Messenger RNA from Cydia splendana, 2370 nucleotides. RefSeq names its product ran-specific GTPase-activating protein-like. The transcript has 4 exons. Lineage: Eukaryota; Metazoa; Arthropoda; Insecta; Lepidoptera; Tortricidae. Gene Ontology annotation, biological process: nucleocytoplasmic transport. The record is from RefSeq and is a predicted model, not a curated record. Gene Ontology annotation, molecular function: GTPase activator activity. Gene Ontology annotation, cellular component: nuclear pore; cytoplasm. Bases 177 to 863 code for a protein of 228 amino acids.
GAUUAUCAGAAGUGACUGAAAGAACUCACGCAACGCAAUUGGCGAUUUUUUUGUUAUAUUUUCAUUGUAUCACAUCCAGUUUCGCUCAAAACUCGUAAAACAGUGUUUACAUUGGAUAUUCGUAAACUAUAUACUAUACGACAUUACUGUCUAUCGUUUUAAGUUACUGGUUAAAAAUGUCUUCACCGACUGAAGAAAGCGUUAGACGAAACAGUGAGAGCGAGGGAGGCGAAGUGGAAACCCCAGAGCAUGACCCCCAUUACGACCCCAUAGUGUCCCUGCCGCUGGUGGACGUGCAGACGAACGAGGAGGAGGAAGAGGAGCUGGUGAAGAUCCGGGCGCGCCUCUACAGAUACGACACAGCGGAUCAUGAGUGGAAGGAGCGCGGCACUGGCGACAUCAAGCUUCUCCGGCACAAGGCCAACAACACGGUGCGCGUGGUGAUGCGCCGCGACAAGACGCUCAAAGUGUGCGCCAACCACUUCAUCACGCCCGACAUCCGUAUGAACGUGCACUGCGGCUCUGAUAAGGCCUUCAACUGGUCCGUGUUUGCUGACUUCGCUGAUGAGACCAUGAAACAGGAGCUGCUGGCUAUCAAGUUUGGAAAUCCUCAGAAUGCUGAACUGUGGAAGGCGAAAUUUGCUGAAGCACAAGAAAUAGUCCGGACCAAAUGCAGCCUCUACACCCAGGAUCUGUCAUCUGAUGAUGAAAGCAGCAUCACUCGGAGCGAGGACACGGACACUCCGGAGCCAAAGAGUUCCGACAAGGCAGAAGAGAAAACCAUGGACAAAAAUGAUAAGGAUUCAGAAGGUGUAGUUCUCAAGCUUAAAGAGCUUACAGUGGAUAGUGAAAAAUCUGAAUAAGUUAGUUUAGUCUCUAGUUUGUUAGUGUACUGUAACAUGUAAUGUUAUUAUAAUUAGUAACAUCAAAACUGCCCCAGUAGGUAAAAUAUUGAAUGGUGAGUUUCUUAACCUCGCAUUUUACUCUUUUAUUGAAGGGUUAGAAGAAAAAGACGAUUUUUGUCUUGCUCUUUUAAAUUAUUUGCUGUAUGGCCUUAGUUCUAUUUAGAGCUAGAUCAAGUUGCGACGCAAGGUUAUGAAACAAGUCAAUGAAACAAGAAAAAAAGCUGUAAGUGAUUUCAUUUUAACUAAAAAAAUACAGUUAAGUAUAGGUCCAAGAGUUACAAGACUAAGUAAAGUAAAGUGUUCCUAAGGCCUCUGAAUCACACAAAUAACUCUGAUAAAUAUUAUAAAAUUGUUAAUGUGAAAGCAUGCGCCUUUGGGUACCACGCAGUGGCGUAGCGUGAACUAAUCUAGCCGUGGGCGAAGUCGCAUCUGCGAGGCCCUUUUCUUUCACUGUGUCUGAUGAGGCCUUGCGCGAGGCUCCUCUUGAGGCGCUGCCACUGGCGCCACGUUUGUACAAAAUAGCACGAAUUUAAACUUAUCAAUGCAUAUAGGUGUAUUUUAUACUGUGAUGUCACUUGUUUAAGACAGUGGCGGUCAAAAGGUAUCCUGAUCCUGAUCUAGUUUGUGCUUGCUAGUUUGCGUUCAUUAAUCUACAUGAAUCUAGUAUAUAACUGGAUCAGGCAUCAUGGGUGGGGGGAAAUGACCGAACAGGUUAGUCUUAUAUAUCUUUCAGUAGGAGUAGCAGCGAAAGAGCUAUUAUUGUUUGUCACAGUCUCACAUUUUUUUAUUACCCACCGUAAAUUGAGUAUGGAUUAUGGUGGGCAACAAAUAAAUUCGACCAAUCAUAUAUCGUUGCAUUGCGUAUGUUUCGUCCCUCACGGAGGCACGCGUAUAGCACUUGUAUAGGAUCCUACCUUCUAUGUUAAUGUAGGUUAAGUUACCAGUUUUUUUAUUCAAAUGGAAUAGCCAAACACACAUAUUUGUUGACAAAUUGAUUGCUAGCUCUAUUGUCAUACUAUAAGCAUUGGAGGUGUAGAAAUAUAGAUUUGACUCCAAAACUAUUAUUGUUUGGUGGAUUACACAGCAAGCAAAUUUAUGCUAUGGCUGUUUCGAAAUAUUAAAAGGCAACACCACACAGGCACACGUGUUACGGAAUUACAGAACAGAUAACGAUUAUAUUACGCAGAGGCUACUCAAAGCGAAAUCCGUUUCAGGCGUCCACAACCCAAACAUAACAAAUAAGAUUGCAGAAUAGUGAUCAAAUCUAAAAAUACUGCUUGGAAAUGGUUUCUAGGGAAACAUCUCUCUCUCUCGCUAAGGAUGAUAGAAAUACUCCUUAGCUAUUAUUAUUCCCAUCUGAUUGUGACAUCUACUUUUCUGGUUCUUUCUUCUUCUUUCUUUUAGGUACACAUCUAUGUGAAUUAUAAUUGUUCUAUGUCAGGCCAAAGCGCCUCAUAAUAUUAGU